AUGUCUCCCUUAACCACCAACGACUUAAAGAGGAUCUUCCAAAAGCUCGACAUGAAUGGCGAUGACCAAGUUAGCCUUGAGGAGUUGAGCUGGCUUCUCGAGAGGAUUGGUGUUCAGUUUAGCCAGACAGAGCUUGAGUCCUUUGUUGGAAAACCAAGCCUCAACUUGGACGAGUUCUUGUUCUUCUACGAAUCCAUAUCAAAGCAUAGUGGCAAUAAUGAAGACGAAUAUAAUGAAAAAGAUCAAGAUGAGGUUGAGGUUGAGGUUGAGGAGAUCAUUAUUGACAUUGUUAAGGUGUUCAAGGUGUUCGAUCAAAACGACGACAGAUUCAUCUCUUGUGAGGAGCUUCAAAGAGUACUAAUAAGAUUAGGUUUGAUGGUAGAGAACAGUGACAGAGAUUGCAAGUCUAUGAUUAAUGCCUUCGACGCCAAUUUCGACGGCAAGCUUGAUUUUGAAGAGUUCAAAAGCAUGAUGUUGCAUACCAGUUCUUAA
Humulus lupulus (European hop) is the source of this 492-nucleotide messenger RNA. Its product is annotated as probable calcium-binding protein CML44. Lineage: Eukaryota; Viridiplantae; Streptophyta; Magnoliopsida; Rosales; Cannabaceae. Gene Ontology annotation, molecular function: calcium ion binding. Bases 1 to 492 code for a protein of 163 amino acids. The transcript has a single exon. The record is from RefSeq and is a predicted model, not a curated record.